Molecule: messenger RNA, 11532 nt
Organism: Neodiprion fabricii
Lineage: Eukaryota; Metazoa; Arthropoda; Insecta; Hymenoptera; Diprionidae
Product: cubilin
Exons: 53
Coding region: 193-11355 (3720 amino acids)
Molecular function (GO): calcium ion binding
Source: RefSeq, a predicted model, not a curated record
UUGGGUGUUAUUGAAAACGCCCCCUGAUUGAGCAUCCGUUAUCAGUGCACAACCGAAUUACUACGCCUCUCGCUAUUCAGUUCGCUGGAAACAGUGGCUACGAGAGUAUCUGUUCUAAACCAGUAAUAAUAUGUUGCACGUUUAAUGUAUACUUUCGUAUAAAUAAACCUAUAGAGAUCAUUUUUACACGACAUGAUCCUAGGCACGAGUCGAUGGCUCGCCGCAGCCAUCCUUUUUCACUUGUCGCGUAUUUCCUUCGCGUGGCUGGAUGACAGACCAGUCCUCGAUGUGCGGAAUGGAAACCUCUUCGUUACUAGUGCCAAGGACCGGAAUAUCACGCUAGAAACUGUCGGGACGAGCUACGUUACUGUUAAUGGAAUUGAUCUGAUGCAAGCUGCGAGAUCGGCCAAGGAAGCUGCCCAGUUGGUCGAAAGAUGGAAAUACGGGGCUCUUGCGGAUUUGCAAAAUACGGUAAAACAGCUCACCGAAAAUUACGAGAAUAUUGUAAACACAGAAUUGGGACCGACUCGUCGUACGCCCGCGGCUGACGGUGCCACCUCGGAUCAAUUCCAGCAACUCUCCACGGAGGUGAAUCUGCUAAAGAUGCGAGUGGCAAGCAUCUUGAGCAGAUUGGUGGCUGACGAGUGCGCGAGUAAUCCUUGCCAGAAUGGCGGCACCUGUGAGGAUAUGAUCGACGGGUAUAAAUGCCGUUGCAGGGAAGGCUGGGAGGGACCGCAGUGCAACGUCGACGUCAACGAAUGCGCCAUAUACGCAGGAACCGAUCUCGGAUGUCAGAACGGAGCUGAGUGUACGAAUCUGCCUGGGACCUACGAAUGUAGGUGCAAGGGAGAUUGGUACGGUAUUCACUGCACCAAACAGUCGAUGGCUUGCAACAUCGAAGGAUCCCGAGAUCUCUGCGGUCACGGUGUCUGCGUUCCUACCACGACGGGGGUUCUCCGGUACACCUGCAUUUGCGAUCAGGGCUGGGAACGUGCUGACCAAGGAAAUCCAGCCUGCGUUAAAGACAUCGAUGAGUGUUCUGGCAAACACCCGGCGUGUUCGGUCGACCCAUUGGUGACCUGCGUCAAUUUGCCCGGAUCUUAUAGCUGCGGCGGAUGUCCUGCGGGGUAUACCGGUAACGGAUACCGGUGUGUCGAUAUCAACGAAUGCGCCGUCAACAACGGGGGAUGCAGCAUCUCUCCUCGCGUUGAAUGCGUCAACACAAGGGGUUCAAGAGAAUGCGGCGCGUGUCCCUCCGGCUAUUCUGGGAACGGAGAGAUUUGCGUAUACGUCGGAGUUUGCAUGAUAGGUAACGGCGGGUGCCAUCCGCUCGCUACUUGCCUUCACACCCCGGGCAUGGUCCAAGGAACGGUGCAGUGCCGUUGUCCACCUGGAUACAUGGGCGACGGAAUGGGACCCCAUGGUUGCUGGAUAGCGAACGGGGGUAAUUUCGGGCCCUCUGCAUGCUCGAGCAAUCCGUGCAGCCAUGGAAGUUGUGUGCCGAUCGGAACGAACGACUACAGGUGCAAUUGCCAAGCAGGAUAUAAAGGAAUAAAUUGUAAUAUCCGGAACAAUCCUUGCGACCCUAAUCCGUGUAGGAACGAAGGAACUUGCAGGGUCUCUGCAGAUGGAAGCAGGGCCAUAUGCAGAUGCACUUCGCAAUUCUCCGGGCCCCGAUGCUCAACGGCACGGCAGAGCUGCGGAGGUACCCUAACAGAUCCUGCGGGUACGCUGCAAUUCCCUAGCUCUGGCAAUGUAUAUCAAAACGGUUUGAGCUGCGCCUGGGCUUUAACGACCAAUACCUCUCUUGUCCUCAAUGUCACAUUCAUCGCUUUCAAGUUGGAAAAUUCGAAUGAUUGCCAGAACGACUUUGUCCAGAUUCACGAUGGCGGAUCAGCCGGUGAUCACAUGAUUGGAAGAUACUGUGGGGACCAUUUGCCCAAUGGUACAGGAACCAUAAUAUCAUCCCGACACACACUGUACUUGUGGUUCCAUUCGGAUCACAGUAUUUCGGACGAUGGAUUUACCUUGCAAUGGAAUUCGAUAACACCGUUGUGUGGGGGUGAAAUAAUUGGCGAACAUGGAACAAUACGUUCACCUGGAUCGCCAGGAAAAUAUCCUCCGAACAGGGACUGUGAUUGGCACGUGGAAACUUCUCCAGGGAAAAAAAUUCAAUUCCACUUUUACUCUAUGGCGCUGGAGCAGCACCCGAACUGCGACCACGAUAAUCUAACGAUAAGAGGUGGACCCGAGGAAGACAGCCAGCAAUUAGGACUUUACUGCAAUCACACUCAACCUCCGCCACUGAUUACACCCGGAAAUGAGGCAUGGCUUCAUUUUCAUUCUGACGGCGCUGUUCAGGAUAAUGGUUUCCAAAUUACUUUUUCGAGCAUAGCAGGUGCGGAUGGUUGCGGGGGAGUUCAUACAGAUCCGUCAGGUUACAUUACUUCACCCCGUUUCCUUGAAAGGUAUGAAGCAAAUCAAGAAUGCGAGUGGAAGAUCCAAGUAGCUAAUGGAGAACGAAUCAAAAUAACAUGGGUUACUCUAGACGUCGAAAAUUCCGAGAAUUGUCGUUACGACUAUGUUGAGCUAUUUGACGGAGAUAACAGAGAAGCUCCGUCAUUGGGAAAAUUCUGUGGUCGUAAUGCUGGUGCACUUCCUCCAGACAAACUAUCUUCUUCAAAUAUUGUAUUGAUCAGAUUUGUAUCUGACUGGUCUUUGAACGGAAAAGGUUUUCACUUACGAUACGAAGUCUGGUGUGGCGGAGAAUUUACGGAGCCAACAGGUGUCAUAAAAUCACCGUAUUAUCCGAAUCCUUAUCCUGCUUCAAAGACGUGUAUCUACGAGAUAAUACAACCACUUGGCAAAGCCAUAAGACUCACGAUCCAGUCAAUGGAUAUCGAGGACCUUCAUUACAACUGGUGUCGUUUUGACUACCUGAAAAUUCACGAUGGUGAUAAUGAAAAUUCAACACUAAUCGGCACUUAUUGUGGCACCAACUCGUCAAUUCCUGAAUCUCCGAUCAUGUCGACCCAUAAUUAUUUGUGGAUCAAGUUUGUGUCAGAUUACUCUGGCCGUAAUGCGGGAUUCUUGGCUACAUAUACUACUCUAGAUGUCAGGUGUGGAGGUAUCUUAAAAGCACCUUCGGGAGUAAUUCACUCACCAUCCACCACAAAUUGGUAUGGUCGUACGCAAGACUGUACGUGGAUAAUUCAGGCACCACCAGGACAGAUUGUAAAACUGGAUUGGCAUACAUUUGAUCUGGAAGACAGCAGUGACUGUCGUUUUGACUAUGUCAAAAUAUCUCAGAAUUUAUCAAGCACCUCACAAGUGGAUAUGGGAACCUACUGCGGCUCAACCGUACCACUUACAAUGAUGACCCAAUCACGAAUGAUGACAAUUCGAUAUUAUACUGAUGAAUCUAUCACUAGAGAUGGUUUUAUGGCUUCAUAUAUAUUUAUUGACGGCUCCAAGUUUUGCGGUGGAAACUAUUACUCGUUGACUGGUGUCAUUACAUCACCUAAUUACCCCAAUAGAUACCCGGAAAGAAGGACUUGCGAAUGGACCAUCAUUGCCCCUAAUAGACACCAAGUUUUAUUAAAGGUUACAGCGUUCGAGUUGGAAAGAUUUAGGUCUUGUUCAUUUGACUACCUUGAAAUUAGAAAUGGUGGUCUCCCAACAUCCCCUUUGAUUGGGAAAUAUUGUGGAACGGAGAUUGCAAAUCAAACCAUUCAGAGCUUUAGUAAUAAAAUGUAUCUGAAGUUUGUCACAGAUCAGUCGGUUAGUCUUUCUGGGUUCAGAAUAGAAUGGGACAGCAAUACCGUGGGUUGUGGCGGUACUUUAAGCAAUGUUGCAGGAACCAUCUCUUCUCCGAAUUAUCCUCAGCCCUAUAGUCAUAAUGCUGUUUGCACCUGGAGCAUUAAAGUCGCCGCUGGCAGUCUUAUUCAAUUUGUGAUAAUUGACAUUGAACUUGAAGAACAAUCCAAUUGUUAUUCUGAUUAUAUAGAGAUUUUUGAAGGACCCUAUAGCUGGCGUGAUAAAAAAUUAGGAAGAUACUGCAAUUCAAAUAAUCCUCUGACCAUAAAUACUACGACCAAUAUAGCAACCAUACGUUUUCGCAGUGAUUUCAGCGGCAGCGGUCGAGGCUUCCAUAUCAAUUACAGGGCUGUGUGUCAUAGAAAGCUUGAUGAUUUCCGUGGAGUUAUUGAAUCACCCAAUUUCCCAAAUAAUUAUCCUAAUUACGAAAAUUGUAGCUGGUUAAUUGAGGCACCUAUGGGUAACAAGCUAAACAUCACCUUUUCUCACUUUGAUUUGGAACAGAGUCAUUUCGAUGAAUCUUGCUCGUAUGAUUAUUUGACGAUAAAGGAAGGGGUAGAUAACACACCGAAUAGAGUUAUCGGAACGUAUUGUGGCUUGAGACACCCACCAUCAAAAAUUGUAUCUACCGAAUCCCAGGUUUUUCUACAAUUUAUUUCGGAUGGUAGUGUACCUUACAAUGGCUUUCGACUUGAAUGGGUUGUCAAUGGUUGUGGUGGUGUCCUGAAUAAAGCAGUAGGAACAAUCACGUCUCCGGGAUACCCUGAACCCUAUCCUGCAAAUAUUGAAUGCAAGUGGACGAUUGAGGUGGACUAUACUCACAGCAUAGAAGUUACUUUCAUCGAUGUGCAGCUAGAAACAGUGCAGGAUUGUCAGCAUGAUAGACUCACCAUUUACGGUGGAGCCAGCACUGAAGCACCUAUAUUAAUAGAUACGUGUGGAAUGAAUAGUUCGCAUUCAAAUAUCUUCACAAGUUCAAACAACAAGAUGUUGAUCAACUUCAAAGCAGAUCAUAAUUAUCAAGGCACAGGCUUUAAAAUAACGUACCGAAGCGUGAACAUUCAGUGUGGUGGAAGGUUCACAACGCCAACAGGUGUCAUAAGUUCACCUAACUACCCAAACAAUUAUCCACGCAAUCGGAACUGCGAAUGGCUUAUACAAAUGCCUCCCAAUCAUCAUGUAAACCUUACAUUCACCGAAUUUGAUGUUGAGCACACAGGAAAUUGUACCGACGAUUAUGUUAGAAUUUAUGACGGUUCCACACGAGAUGCACCUAUACUGGGUUCUUACUGUGGCAACAGCAACCCUCCAACUCAAAUUUCGUAUGACAACGAGCUCUUGGUAGUUCUCAGAUCCGAUAGUUACGUUACAUCGAAAGGUUUCAGUGCUACCUAUAAUAUGGCAUGUGGCGGACGCAUUGCUGCUGAUCCCCCAGGAUUUAUUUCCAUAAAUUCUCCACUUGGAUUGCAUACGGAUGUAUAUAACUGCACCUGGAUUAUUGUAGCACCAGACCUUGCGGAUCAUGUUACGAUAACACUGACACAUUUGCAACUUAGUAAACAAUCUUGGCUUGACAAUUGUGAGGAAAGUUCUCUACAGAUUUACGAAGGAGAAGGGACAGAUGGACCUCUGCUGAAGAGAUUGUGCUCGACUACAGUACCUCCACCACUCACAAGUCAAGGAAAUGCUUUCACUGUCCAAUUGUCGUCUUUUAAUAUGCAGCUCUCAAGUUUUACAGCCAUGUAUUCUACACUCAAUUCAGCAUGUGGAGGAAAUUAUACAUCAGAACACGGUACUAUUGCCACGCCAGGAUAUCCAGAUAAUUACCCUCGAAAUGUCGAGUGUGUUUGGAUACUCCCAGUAUCUCCGGGGAAUUCUAUAAGUUUAUCCUUCACUGACUUCGCCAUUACGCAAAAUCCCAACUGUAAUUCAGAUUAUUUAGAAGUGCGAGAAGACAACGCCAUUGGCAAUCUAGAAGGCAUUUAUUGUGGCUCGAGUAAAAGUAACAUAAUUUCAAAUAAAACUCUGUGGAUGAAAUUUGAGACUUCAAAUAUAACAACUGAGAAAGGGUUCAGGGCCGAGUACCACUUAUUGCAUAACAACGAUUUAACUGGACCCACUGGCAAAGUUACCUCACCACUGUACCCACGACCAUGCAUGCUUGAAGGAGAUUAUUCAUAUCGUAUUACAGUUCGCUUUACACAGUCAAUACAAAUUACUUUUGAAGAUUUCCACCUUGAGACAUAUACAGAUGAUUGUAACAAUUUGCUGACUAUUUAUGACGGAUACGACGCAUAUGCACCUAAGCUGACCGAAAACUGUGGCCUGAUAUUACCAGAGUCGGUAAAAUCCUCUGGUAAUGUAGUUUACAUUGUGUUUUCCACCACAGUAUUCAGAAGCGGCAGUUGGUUCCACCUAAGCUGGUUAGAAGUUCCUAGGGAUACAGAUGAAUCUUCAUUUGAUACGAACGAAUGCGAGGAAAUCAUAUCGCUGUCAAAUUCGUCGAAUAGCACUUAUGUAUUUCAUUCGCCUGGAUGGCCUGAGGGUUACGACAACAACCUUAACUGCAAUUGGAUAUUUGAAUCAUCUCCCGGAACACAUCUUGCUUUGGCGUUCCAUACCUUAGAUCUCGAAGAAGAUGCGACUUGCCUCUCAGAUCAAGUCAAAAUUUAUUCAGGAACUUCUUUGGCCACGCAACGUGAAUGGUCUUACAUUGGAAGCUAUUGUCACCCUAACAUGACAUACACGCUUAUACAAACUUCCAAUUUAAUGAAGGUGGAAUUCCACAGUGAUUCAUGGAUUAAUAAAACUGGAUUCUCAGCGCGUGUUUAUAAGGUUUGUGGCGGUGAGUUAAAUGGUCCAAAUGGAGUAAUAGAAGUUAAUUCCACAUCUCCAAUGGGGCGGCAAGUUUGGUCAGUAGCAUGUCAAUGGAACGUUACAGUAAGACCUGGGAGAAAGAUAGAAGUGACUAUUAUUGACUUGAACAUAGAAACUGGCACUGAUAACUCAGCAUGCAGUAAUAACUUCCUUAUGUUGAAAAAUGGUGGCUCAAGUGCUUCUCCUCUUCUCGGCAAUGGCAAAUAUUGCGGCCAGAAUAUUCCAGGUCUGCUAACUACAACUGGAAACCAACUAUAUGUCUAUGUGGUGGGGACAAAGUCCGGGACUCAGUUCAAAUUAUCAUAUCGGGAAGUGGGAAGCAAUUGUGGUAGUUCAUACCGUUUAACAGAUGCACUGAAAAGUAUCCAAAUAAAAACACCAAACUUUCCAAACAUUCCACACCCAUAUACAGAAUGUUCUUGGACAAUUAUGGCUCCAAGUGGACAAUCAAUCACGAUCGAUUUCGAGUCUUUUGACCUAACAAGUGAUUUGAAUUGCGCCAAAGAAUAUUUGGAAGUUAGAGAUGGCGGAACUGAUUCAUCGUCACUUAUGGGACUGUUUUGUAGCGCUGAAAUACCCAGUAGUAUGAUUACGACUGGGAAUUUUAUGUACCUCCAUUUUUAUACUGAUGUUGACAGUCCCAAGCAGGGAUUCAACGCUACUGUGAGCAUUGAAAAUAUUUGUGGUGGAACUCUAAGAGGGAGAAAUAACAGAAUACAAUCACCUAAUUACCCUUCGCCAUAUCCCGAUCAAACUACUUGUACUUGGCGUGUUUUGGGACCACCUGGUCAUACAAUGAAGCUGCAAUUCCAAGACAUCAAUCUACCUCGUCGAUAUAGAUGCAAUUCCACUGACCACGUCGAUAUCUCAGCGCAAGUAGGGAACAACCGCAGUAACGUACUGCAAUUAGGACAAUAUUGUGGCAACCAAAAUCCUGGGAUAAUUGAAACACCAGAAAACAAUGUAUUGAUCAACUUCACAAGCAUGGGUUACCGUUACACUGGGUUCAGAGGAUUCAGUAUGAAUAUAUCAAGUUCUUUAGAAGCUUGUGGAGGUUUUCUUACUGGUUCAUCAGGUGAAUUCCAAUCACCUGGAUAUCCUAAUCGGGGGGUACCCAAAUACAGGGGAUGUGUAUGGAAAAUAAUACUGCCUGAAGGGUAUCGCGUUAAAGUAGAUAUCUUGGAUAUGGGUUUCGGUACUCGAAAUUCAAGAUCAUACUGGUCCACAUCACAGAUUGCAUUUUCUAAUGACUUGGAUAAAAUGUCUCGUUCUAAAGUAAUUCUGGCUGACUCUACAGAGAGGGAAGCGUAUAGCACUAGUAACACAAUGACGAUUUUUUACUGGUCAGCUUCUGUUGCCCACAAAGGUUUCAAAGCUCGCUACAGCAGUAUCGCGCCAGCUUUAUGUGGAAGUGCAACGACAAAUGAUCAAGGUGUCUUGAUCUCUAAUCAGAAUCCUGUCUACGACAUGAGGACCUUUUCGUGUAAUUGGAAAGUUUCUUCACCUACUGUCAAUGUAACCGAUCAAACACUUGCAUUGACCAUAUCUGGAGUUGUUGGUAAAACUAAUAUACAAACAACAAUUAGUAAUUGCGAAAAUAUGCCAUCUUACAUCCUAAUAAGUGGUGAAAAUCAAAUAAUAUCCUGUAUCUCUGGAAAUUUCACCCAGGAUAUUGUCGUUCGUAGUCCCAUGCCAGUCAAUAAAAUUACCAGUUUGAAAAGAUCUUGGGGUUCGCCGAAUGUAAACUUCACCAUUAAUUAUCACUGGCAUCAAUGUGGUGGAAUUCUAAGCGGCCCUUCACAUACUAUUUCUGCACCUAGACGUCAAACGCAUCCUGUUGAAUGCGCCUGGUAUGCAAAGUUCCCAGAUAAUGGAGAGACUAUUGCAUUGAGUUUUAUAAAAUUGAAUAUGUCAUGUGAUAGCGGCUAUAUUCUCAUAAGGUAUGGUGGCCCAUUGUCACCAUUAGAUAAAACAAAGUAUUGCGGAUACAUGAUACCGGGAAACAUAACAUCAGUAUCAAAUGAGUUAUGGAUCGAAUACCAUAGUAGCGCCUCGAGCAAUGACUUUGAAAUUCAGUUGAACACGAUUGUAAAUGGUUGUGGCGGAAUGAUGCAUGGAAGAAGCUCAUACAUUUCUAGUCCCAACUUCCCGCAAAAGUAUCCAAACAAUGCAGAGUGCACGUGGUUCAUAGAAGUGGAAAAUGGCUAUAAUAUUGGAUUGGUGUUUGUGGAUCGUUUCCAUCUUGAAGAGAGUACAAAUUGCGCAAACGAUUUUAUUCAGAUGUUUGAGUGGAAAGAGAAUGUGACUACUGCUACCGCUUAUUGGUCAGAUCUAGGCAAAGUAUGUGGACGAUCUCGCCCGUCACCGUUCAAUUCAACUUCAAAUAGAAUGAAGGUUUUGUUCAGGUCAAAUGAUGUACUUCAAGGUGACGGAUUCCAUGCUCGUUGGAAUGUGAACUGUGGUGGCACUUUGUUAGUCUCUAAGAGAAUACAAUACCUCACGUCACCUGGAUGGCCUGUUCUCUACGAAAACAAUCUUUCUUGCGAGUACACGUUCUUAGCACCUGAGAAGUACUUCAUUAUUGAGUUUACAUCCUUUGAAUUGGAACGUGGUUUAACUUGUCGGUACGAUAAUGUGACUAUAAGUUAUUCUGAUUACCGGGAUCCGUCCAUUUGGUGCGGUAACGAAAUUCCAACUAAACAAAGAAUUUAUUCACAUUCAGAACUAAGUUUCAAGACAGACGAAACUACACGAAAACGGGGAUUCGAAUUGAAAUAUUAUAUUGACGAAUGUGGUGGUGAGAUUACUGAACCUAGUGAUAUAAGAUCACCGUCGCUGGACGAAAGUGGUGAUUACCAUGGUGGAAUCAACUGUACUUGGACAGUAAAAGCACCACCUGGAAAAGCUGUUCUUGUUCGAUUCGAGUCUUUCGACCUCGAAAGUUCCAGACUGUGUCGCUAUGACUAUGUAGCUAUAUACAACACAUCAACCAUUGACGAACAUAGCAAGCCAGACGUAUUUUGUGGUACCAUGAGUGAUGUUCCACUAUUCACGAGAUCAGACACCGGCUCAAUGAUUAUUAAUUUCAUUACAGACUACAGCGUCCACCACAAAGGAUUUCGUGCUAAGAUUUUUUUCAGUACUAGUAUAGCAGCUGGAUGUGGCGGCCACAUCACCCUGAAUUCUCAACCACAAACAUUUAGAACCCAGAGGGGUACAACUUAUGAAGCAUUUGAGGACUGCCAUUGGCUUGUAAAGGCAUCAAGCAACAGUAUUAUUAAACUAACAAUAACCAGCAUUGAUUUAAAAUAUUCCAACUUCACAAGUGGAAAUGAAAAAAAAUGUUCCGGUGAUUACUUAGAGAUUCAUGAUGGUGACAGUCAAUAUUCUGAACUGAUAGACUAUUAUUGCGGAAAUAUUGUGCCUUCCACAUUCAUUGUAUCGUCGUCAAAUAGAAUGUGGAUCAGACUGGUGACUGACGGCUCGCUGAAUGGCAAUGGAGUGACUGCUACAUUGGAAAGCCUCCCUUCACCCUGUGGCAAUCCGAUCUUAACAGUUGGAAAUCAGACCAAGACAUUAACUUCACCAGGAUUUGGUUCUACGUACGAGCCUGGAUUAAGGUGUAAUUGGAUUCUGUCAACGCCAACAGACAACAUACUAGGGCUUACUAUUCACUUCGACCAUUUUGACUUGGAAAGUUCUAAGAAUUGUAAUGACGAAAAGUUGAUGAUCAUCGAUAAGAACCCCAGUGGCUACAUCAGUGAGGGCUUUGGUGAUGACGUUGUGUAUUAUGGAAUAGAAGAGCAUCAUGCAACGCCUGCUUGGACAGGCGACAAUGGAGCAGAAAGAAUUUAUUCGUAUUGUGGAAAUAGAACACCACACGACUUUUACAGCACUGGGAUAGCCGUUGAAAUUAAAUUCAUAUCCUCUCAAAAUCCAAAAUCAAGGCACACUGGAUUCAAGCUGGGGUACAGUACGAGUCUCUGCAAUCGCAAUUUCACUGGUGAACAGGGUCGCAUUAGUCAUGAAGGUUUAACGGAUUGCUGGUUCACAAUCACUGCUGCAGUCGGAUAUACAAUUUCGCUCUACUUUACGAGCUUUAAUUUAUAUGACAGCCGGGCUUGCACCAAUAAUGCUUUGCAGAUACGCGAUGGGAAUUUCAGUGCUAGCGUGUUAGACCAAAUAUGUGGAGUAGAACUGCCAAGUCCUAUCUUCAGUUCUGGAAACCAGCUAAGUUUGCAUUCAUGGUCUAGCAAUUAUUACGGCUCUAGUAGCUAUGAUAUAACUUAUACAACGACCAAAAAAGGAAGAGGCUGCGGAGGAAAACUUUAUAAUUAUUCAGGUCGAUUUACAUCCCCAUUAUACCCACAACAUUAUCGAAAUGCGAGCACAUGUACUUGGGAAGUGAGCGUACCAGCCGGUAAUGUUGUCGUGUUAGACUUUGAAAAUUUCAACACAGGAUCAGAACAAACUUGCCACACCGACUUUUUACAAGUUGUUGAAAAUUAUGAAGAUACAUUAUCUUCAAGCAAAUUUUGCGGACCUCGCCCACCUAGUACGUAUACAGCACGCACGGACACGGUACAAGUGGAAUAUCAUACGUCAUUACAUAACAGAGGUACUGGCUGGACAAUACGGUUCUUCGCUCAACGCCACGUGUAACGCAGCCACAUUGAUACAUUGUCUGAACUUCCUUGAUCGCAAGGUAUUUUUAAACAUCUCUUCUACAUGAUACAAGCUAAAAAUGUAAUUAAUAACGUAAAAUACAUGCGUCAAGAACGAUAUGUACAGUAAAUCGUCAGUAACACAGAAAACAAUAAAAUUCAUGUAAAAUUACAA